AUGGUGCGAUCGCUGAUCGACACCUACAAGCAUGAGGGAAAGCUUCCCGACUGCCGUAUGAGCUUCAGCAAGGGACUGGAACUAGGCUACGAAGCUGUCGUCUCUGAUGCAGAGGUCGAGCCCCAAGACUGGUCUGUUGCUGGUCGAGGCAACCUGGAGAGCUGGCACAAGCUGGGUUACAUACCAUACGACGACGAUGACAAGAAUGGCACAGGUCCAUCGAGUCGGUCUAUAUCGCGCGCAGUGGAAUACGCAUACGACGACUUUGCAAUCGCGCUGAUGGCCGACGGGCUGGGAAAGAAGAGCGACGCGAACAAGUAUCUGCAGCGCAGCCACAACUGGCGGAAUCUGUACAAUGAGAACCAGGAGGACCUGUAUCGGAACGAAGCUGGUAAAGUCCAAAAGACCAAGUUCACGGGGUUCUUGCAACCGCGAUACCUGAACGGCAUGUGGCGACAACAGAACACGCGGCUAUGCAGCCCGAUAUUCCAGCAACACGUCUGCUAUUUCGACACGAAGUACGACACAUACGAGGGCAGCCCCUGGCUCUACACGUUCUACGUCCCGCACGACAUGGCAGGCCUGAUCGCGGCGAUGGGCGGCAAGCAGGCCUUCAUCGAGCGGCUGGAGUACUUCCACUCCUCGGGCAUCAACUACAUGGGCAACGAGCCGAACUUCCUACCGACGUACCAGUUCCACUACGGCGGGUGGCCCGGGCUGAGCUGGUACUGGGUGCACCAGUACAUCCCGUCCCAGUUCAACAGCAGCCUCAAUGGGAUCCCCGGGAACGACGACCUCUCGAUGGGCGCGUUCUCGGCGUUUGCCUUUAUGGGCUUCUUCCCCGUCGCGGGACAGGAUGUGUACCUGCUCACGCCCACGAUGUUUCGUAGCGUCAGCAUUAGGACGCCGACGGGUGGGCGAGCGACGCUGAAAUGUAUCGGGUUUGACCCGACGUACAAGCCCAUCUACAUACAGAGCGUGCGGCUCAAUGGGAAGCCAUAUACGCGGAAUUGGAUCACGCAUGAUUUCUUCUAUUAUGGGGGGACGCUGGAGUUUGUGCUGGGCACAGCAGAGAGCGAGUGGGGGACACGGGAUGAGGACUUGCCGCCGAGCUUGUCGAGGAGCUCGAUCUAUUGA
This is a messenger RNA of Anthostomella pinea, 1137 nucleotides long. Lineage: Eukaryota; Fungi; Ascomycota; Sordariomycetes; Xylariales; Xylariaceae. The record is from the annotation of a GenBank genome assembly.